CGGGUCCAUGGGGCGCAGGCGGCGGCGGGCGCGGGCCGGGCGGGCGCUGGGGCUGGCGGGGGCCGCCGUGGGGCUGGCCGGGCUGGGGCUGGUGCUGGCGGCCUGCGCCUGGGCCCGGAGCCCCCCGAGGGAGCUGCCGGAGGAGAUGCCGGGCGCGCUGGAGCUGCUGGCGCCUGCUGUUGGCCGCAGCCCCCAGGGCUGGUUCCAGCACCACCUGGACCAAGGGGCGGCGCCGCGGGAGAGGAGAUCGGCGUCCAAGGGGAAGAAGCCUUGCAAGAAACCUGUUGCUGCGCACUAUAAAGUGCAAUUGCCAAAGGACCCAGCUGGGAUCAACUCAGGGCCUGACGGGACCAUCCGGGGCUGGGAGGAGACGACGCUCAACACCACGAGACCCUUGAACUACAAUCCGGCCAGCGGGGAAUUCAGCGUCCUCCAGAAGGGUCUGUACUACCUGUACUGCCAGGUGCAUUUCAACGAGGGGCGGACGGUGUACAUCAAGCUGGACGUGCUGGUGGACGGGGUGCUGGCCCUGCGGUGCCUGGAGCAGUUCCCCCCGACCAGCGCUGGCCCGCAGGACCCCGAGCUGCACGUGUGCCAGGUCUCUGGGCUCCUGCUCCUCCAGAAACAAUCCGUCCUGCGCCUCCGCACCCUCCGCGACGUGCGGCUCAAGGCCGAGCCCUAUCUCACCUUCUUUGGGCUCUUCCAGUCCCCAGCUCUCAUGGCCGGGGCCCCGGGGUGCCAGGCUCUGGGGGGGCUGUGGCUGGGGGGGGCCGCGGCCCUGGGGGUGCUGGCCUGUCUCAUCACCCUGAUGGCCCAGCAGGCCCAACUGGGAGCCCUGCAGGGGGAACUGACCCAGCUCCGGGGGGAGCUGGUGGCCGCCAGAAGGGGAGAGAAUCAGGGGCCCGGGGAGCUGGAGCCCCCCCUGGCUGCGGGGGUCCAGCCCCCCCUGGUUUGGCGAAGGGGCAAACGGGGCUCCGAGGGGAGCUCAAGGCAGCAGGAUCAGCGGCAGCAGCACAGGAAACGCUCGGUUCUGCACCUGGCCCCCAGCCAUCGCUCCACCAACAAUGAGGGGGACAUGACUGAGAUCUGGUGGCAGCCGUUCCUGCAGCAGGGCCGGGCGCUGGAAGUGAGCGGCCCGGACGUGACCGUGAAGCAGACGGGCUUGUACCUCGUCUACAGCCAGGUGCUGUUCCACGACCCCACGUUCACCAUGGGGCAGGUGCUGUGGCGGGCGUCGGCCGGGGGGCCGGGGCAGAUCCUGCUGCGGUGCGUGCAGAGUAUGCCCCGCGAGCCGGAGCAGGCUUACAACAGCUGCUACAGCGGAGGCGUUUUCCAGCUGCACCGUGGGGACCAGCUGAGUCUCCGUGUGCCCCGGGCCAACGCGUCCCUGGACCUCAGCCCGCACGGGACCUUCCUGGGCCUGGUCCGUCUGUAGGGGGCCGGCCACCCCCCCUCCCCGCCCCC
This is a messenger RNA of Mauremys mutica (yellowpond turtle), 1464 nucleotides long. RefSeq lists its product as uncharacterized. Lineage: Eukaryota; Metazoa; Chordata; Testudines; Geoemydidae. Bases 8 to 1435 code for a protein of 475 amino acids. Gene Ontology annotation, molecular function: tumor necrosis factor receptor binding; receptor ligand activity. Gene Ontology annotation, cellular component: membrane. Gene Ontology annotation, biological process: positive regulation of isotype switching to IgA isotypes; immune response. The record is from RefSeq and is a predicted model, not a curated record. The transcript has 13 exons.